Chelonia mydas (Green sea turtle) is the source of this 4784-nucleotide messenger RNA. RefSeq names its product protein tyrosine kinase 2 beta (gene PTK2B). Gene Ontology annotation, biological process: signal complex assembly; protein phosphorylation. The transcript is spliced from 31 exons. Gene Ontology annotation, cellular component: focal adhesion; cytoskeleton. The record is from RefSeq and is a predicted model, not a curated record. The coding region runs from base 824 to 3868 and encodes 1014 amino acids. Gene Ontology annotation, molecular function: ATP binding; protein tyrosine kinase activity. NCBI's taxonomy places the organism in Eukaryota, Metazoa, Chordata, Testudines, Cheloniidae.
GAAACUGAGGCACAAACAGGGGACGUAACAAGGUCACCCAGCAGGCCAGUGGCAGAGACCGGAAUGAAACCCAGGUCUUCUGAGUCCCAGUCCAGUGCUCUAGCCUGGAUGAGGGGAGAUGACGCUGUACAUGGGUUGGGUUUGCUCCAGCCUUUGGCUGCUACCCAUCAGACAUGCUACCCAGCACUGCCCUCCUCCUGCAGAGGUAGGAGCACGCCAGGGAGCUCAGUGUCGCUCGGACCCACAAGGCGCUACAUCCAGCUCCCCUGGGCCAGUCAGACAAGCCAGGCACUGCGACACGGAGCCUGGCCUCGGGGGAGAAGAGAAAGGAGAGCCCAGACCAUACCUCGGGUCUGGGCACAACGGCUCAGCAGCCUUCGCUCCAAUUACCAGCGUUUAUUUUAGAGAUGCAGCCCAAAAUAAACAGAGCUGUGAGAUUGGGAGAGAAGGAGGAAGAGCUCUCCCUUGGAGGUGAAACGCAGCCGAGGAGAAUUUAGGCUGAACAUCAGGAAACCCUGCCUAGCUGUGAAAUCUACGGGGAUGUGGAAUAAACUCCCAGUAUAAGUGGUGGAGGAUCCUCUCGCAGCUGGACUGGACAGAGAGAGCAGCGGGAAGGGAACAAGCUUGCCUUGGGGGAAGGGGUUGGACUAGAUGGGAGUUCUAGAUUAUCCGUCUCUGGAUCUUAUGCUGCGUCUAACCCUGCUGCGACAGCUGGUGAGCGAAGGGAACAGUAUGCAGAACGGAUCUUGUGGGGAAGAGGCGUCUGAUGGGGAGCUGCUGGGGAGAGUGAUGCUGUGCUCUUAGCAGCGCCGUGCCCCUCAGGAUGUCGGGAAUCCCGGAGGCCCUGACCCGGCUGCGGGGGAGCUCACUCCGGAGUCUGGGUGGGACCCUGGACCCCACCAUGGUGUCCAUGCCCAUUGACCUGGAGAAGGAGGAAAUGCGGAUUCUCAAAGUGUGUUUUCACAGCAACAGCUUCAACAUGGGGAAGAACUUCAAGCUGGUGAAAUGCUCCGUCUUGACCGAGAUCCGGGAGGUCAUCCACUCCAUCCUGCUGAGCGGCAGGAUCGGGCCCGACAUCCAGCUGGCCGAGUGCUACGGCCUGCGGCUCAAGCAUGUGAAGUCCGAUGAGAUCCACUGGCUGCACCCGGACCUGACGGUGGGCGAGGUGCAGGACAAGUACGAGUGCCUGCACCUGGAGGCCGAGUGGAGGUACGACCUCCAAAUCCGCUACCUCCCUGAGGACUACAUGAAGUGCUUCCUAGAGGACAGGACCACCUUACUGUACUUCUACCAGCAGCUCCGGGCCAGUUACAUGCAGCACUAUGCCAGCAAGGUGAGCGAGGGCAUGGCCCUGCAGCUGGGCUGCCUGGAGCUCAGGAGGUUCUAUAAGGACAUGCCGCACAAUGCCCUGGAUAAGAAAUCCAACUUUGAGUUCCUGGAAAAGGAAGUAGGGCUGGACCUGUUCUUCCCCAAGCAGAUGCAGGAGAAUUUGAAGCCCAAGCAGUUCCGGAAGAUGAUCCAGCAGACGUUCCAGCAGUACGCCCUGCUGCGGGAGGAGGAGUGCAUCACCAAGUUCCUCCACACCCUCGCCUCUUUCGCCAACAUUGACCAGGAGAGCUACCGCUGCGAGCUGAUCCAAGGGUGGAACAUCACGGUGGAUCUGGUGAUCGGGCCCAAGGGCAUCCGGCAGAUGACAAGCAAGGAAGCAAAGCCCACCUGCCUGGCGGAGUUCAAGCAGAUCAAAUCCAUGAAGUGUUGCAGCGUGGAGGAGGGCAGAGCCGUGCUGCAGCUGACUCUCACCGGGACCCCCCAGUCCCUGGCUAUUAAAACCUCCUCCCUGGCCGAGGCGGAGAACAUGGCUGAUCUGAUAGACGGUUACUGCCGGCUGCAGGGGGGCCUGGAAAUCUCCCUCAUCGUCCGUCCCAAGAAAGAGAAUGAGAAGCGGGUGAGCCUGCCACAGAUCCCCACACAGGACAUAGACGAGAGAAGACCCAGGUUAACUGAGCGCAUCAGUGUGGAUUCGGAUAUUUAUGCUGAAAUCCCCGAUGAGGCCUCGAGACCCAAGUCUGGAGCCCAGCAGUACGGGGUCUCCCGAGAGGAUGUGACUCUGGGCAGGAUCCUGGGGGAAGGUUUCUUCGGGGAGGUAUACGAGGGCAUUUACACCAACCAGAAGGGGGUGCGGAUCAACGUGGCCGUGAAGACCUGCAAGAAGGACUGCACCCCCGAGAACAAGGAGAAGUUCAUGAGCGAAGCCGUGCUGAUGAAGAAGCUGGACCACCCCCACAUCGUGAAGCUCAUCGGCAUCACAGAAGAGGAGCCGACCUGGAUCAUCAUGGAGCUGUACCCCUACGGGGAGCUGGGCCACUACCUCGAGCAGAACAAGAACUCCCUCAGGGUGCCCACCCUCAUCCUAUACGCGCUGCAGAUCGGCAAAGCCCUGGCGUACCUGGAGGCCAUCAGCUGUGUGCACAGGGACAUUGCUGUGAGGAACAUCCUGGUGGCUUCUUCCGAGUGUGUGAAGCUGGGGGAUUUCGGUCUCUCCCGGUACAUAGAAGACGACGAGUAUUACAAAGCUUCCGUGACUCGUCUCCCCAUCAAGUGGAUGUCGCCAGAGUCUAUCAACUUCCGUCGCUUCACGUCCGCCAGUGACGUGUGGAUGUUUGCUGUGUGCAUGUGGGAGAUCCUGAGCUACGGCAAACAGCCCUUCUUCUGGCUGGAGAACAAAGACGUGAUUGCGGUGCUGGAGAAGGGAGAUCGCCUCCCCAAGCCUGACCUCUGCCCUCCCAUCCUCUACACCCUCAUGACGCGCUGCUGGGACUACGACCCCAGCGACAGGCCCAAGUUCAAGGAGCUGGUCUGCAGCUUGAGUGACAUAUAUCUGAUGGAGAAGGACAUCGCCAGGGAGCAAGAGAGGAACAAUCGCCACCGGCCUCCCAGAAUCAUGGAGCCAAUGACUUUCCAGGAGCCCCCUCCAAAGCCCAGCAGGCCGAAAUACAAGCCGUCUCCCCAGACCAACUUAUUAGCGCCCAAGCUGCAGUUCCAGGUGCCCGAGGGUCUGUGCGCCAGCUCGCCUACGCUCACUAGCCCCAUAGAGUGCCAGUCGCCCGCCAGCUCCCUGCACACCCCGCCCCUCAACCGGCACAGCGUCUUCAAGCGCCACAGCAUGAGGGAGGAGGACUUCCUCAGGCCCACUAGCAGGGAGGAAGCGCAGAAGCUGUGGGAGAUGGAGCGGGCCAAGAUGCGGCAAACGCUCGACAAGCAGCAUAAGCAGAUGGUGGAGGAUUAUCAGUGGCUGAAGCAAGAAGAGAAAUCCCUGGAUCCUAUGGUUUAUAUGAACAACAAUUCUCCUCCACUGCACUCGGAGAAGGAGACUGACUACACCGAGUUUACAGGCCCACCCCAGAAGCCUCCAAGGCUGGGAGCUCAGUCGAUCCAGCCGGCCCCCACUGCCAACCUGGACCGGACGGACGACACGGUGUACAGUAAUGUCAUGGAGCUGGUGAAGGCGGUGCUGCAGCUCAAGAACGAGAUCUGCCAGCUGCCCCCAGAGGGGUACAUCAUUGUGGUGAAGAACGUGGGCCUGUCCCUUCGGAAGCUGAUCAGCAGCGUGGACGAGAUCCUGCCAGCUCUGCCCAUGGCAUCGCGCACAGAGAUUGAGGGCACCCAGAAGCUGCUGAACAAGGACCUGGCUGAGCUGAUCAACAAGAUGCGCCUGGCGCAGCAGAAUGCCGUCACCUCGCUGAGCGAGGAGUGCAAGCGGCAGAUGCUGACGGCCUCCCACACCCUGGCCGUGGAUGCCAAGAACCUGCUGGACGCUGUGGACCAGGCUAAGGUCCAAGCCAACCUGGUGAAGCUCGCUCUGGAGUGAGAGAGAGAGAGAAAGACACGCUGCUGGUGGAGACGGGAGAGGAAUCUGCUCCAGAAGGCCCGGCUUUAAAUAUCUCCUCCAGCCUCGAUGUUCCGCCCCCCUCCCUGCAAUCGCUCGUGUCUUGUAUAUUGUCGUGUCAGUCUUCUGAGUACAGGGUGGAGACGCUCCUGGCUCCUCCACCUUACAGGGCAUGGUUGUGGGGAACUCACUGUCUUCCUGUGUCCCAUAGAGUGUGCUGCUGGGGAUGAUUCUGUACACACAAGACACUGGAGGGGUGGGGAGAGUGGUGGGGACAGACCAGCGAAAUCACCCAGCCACCUGCCAGUCCCAGCCCUGCCAGGGAGCUUUCAUUCAAUUCUACUUCCAUAGUACCCUCUGAGUUGACAGGAGACUGGUGAAUUUCACAGGUGCAGGUGGCUUUUCGGUUCACUCUUUCCCUUGUUACAUUUGUAGGCAUUGGGAGACUAGGGCGUUUGGACGUUGCUGGCUGAGACCCGGGUGUUAGACACCCGGCGCUCUGGAAAUGUUCCACUGAGCCAUGAAGAGACUGUUUAUUUUCUUGUACAUUGUAUAGAAGAGUUUAUUUAAUGACCGUGCGUGAUCUGUGUGCAUCUCUGGAACCUAUCCGCUCACCCCCCUCCCCGUCUGCAGCUGGAAUGCACCGAUCCCAGAGCAUGGACAGCGCCGAAUUGUAGCCUUUGUUCUGACGUUUAAAAACACAAACCAGCCCCGAGGACGGUAUUUCUGAUCUUUGCUUCUCUGUAAGAUUCUGGGGGGGAAAGAACAACAAAACAACAACAACGACAAAAAUCUUUCUAUCUGGUUUGUGGGUGAAUUCAAAAUUGUACCGUUUGGCUGUGGCCAUUAAUUCCCAUGAAGCUGUUUAUUCUGGUUGAGAUAAAUGAUGUACAAAGUU